UAGAGAAACUACAAAGAGUUACUUCAUAUGAAACUCCAAACAAUGAGGUAACUUUUUUUUCGGAAAUUAAAAUUAAUGUUUAUCUAGUUCUUGAUUCAGUUUUGAGUUGUCAAGUAAUUUUGGAAGAUGUUAUACAUAUUUAGGCUUGCCUUCCUAAUUUUUGUUGUACUUGCACAGACUGACACAACUCCAUUUCAUGAGACGGCUUCCAGACAAGGUGAAGCCAAUGCAGAUCAAGCAGAUGAACAACUUAACAAUGAGGAUACACGAGAGCCUAUGAAUGAGAUCACGAAAGAGACACCUGGUUCUCCAAUAGCUCAACAGAAUAUUGAGACUCCAGUCCUUACUCCAAUUCAGACGCAGCAGGAGACUCACGAGCUUAUGAAUGAGAUCAUUUCACCAAACAUUUCCGACACACAGCCAAAUACCCGAGCUCGCAGAAAUCUUUUAACAGAGCAAAAUAAGGAUGUAGAAAGCAGAGUUCAAAAUCCCUUUGAGAUCGGAGCAAAUGUGGAGAUUUCAUCACAAGAUGACAAUACUUGUCAUAAAUGGUAUCCAGGAAAUGUGUUGGCAACAUAUUUGGUUGAUGGGGUUGAGAUGGUGAAAGUUGAGUACUUCGUCCCGUCUCUGGACGAAAAGAAGAGGAAAAGGAGUGUUGAGACACGUGUAUCAAUUGACAGAAUACGUCCUCAACCACCACCUGAGAGAUCUGGAGCGAAGAAAAGUUAUGAGCUAAUGCAGGACGUGGAGGCGUUCGACAAUGGUGCCUGGUGCGCUGGAAAAGUUAAAGUCAUUUUGUUUGAUGGCUCGUGUUUUGUCUCUUUGAACAAUUCUAAAAACAAAUUUACUUCCACCAUUCUGAGAUGCGAAAACCAAGAAAAUGGGUAG
This is a messenger RNA of Brassica rapa (field mustard), 888 nucleotides long. RefSeq lists its product as uncharacterized. The record is from RefSeq and is a predicted model, not a curated record. NCBI's taxonomy places the organism in Eukaryota, Viridiplantae, Streptophyta, Magnoliopsida, Brassicales, Brassicaceae.